AUGAUUAAAGCUUACAAGUACAUAUCGCAGAAGACGAAAGACUCCAAGUCUCCCGCACCAAAGCCACUUUGUGCACAUCGCUCGCAAUGGUACCAACUAGAGUCGACGAACCGCGAAGACUCCGAGUCCUUGGAAAGGCCUAUGUCUGGCUCCACAAAAGGAUUGAGUCCUGCUACAGGUACUGAUAAAUGCAGGCUGUGUAAGGAGCAAAAGCACAAUGCGCGAGUGUAUCGCGUUAAGCUCAUUGCUGGUCUUACGCUGCCGUUUACUCUCUCCACACUGGACUUAACUAUCGUUGCUACUGCGACCUCGACUAUCGCAUCUCACUUUAACCAGUUCGAUGAGCUGAAUUGGAUCAUAACCGCCUUUAGUCUCACAUCAACCACCUUCAUUCCCAUAUUCGGUCAGCUUGCCGAUGUCUUUGGGCGUCAUAUUGUACUGCAGACGGCGUUGUUUUUCAUGCUUAUUGGGAGUGUCCUGUGUGCAGCUGCGCAGACAUGGGGUAUGCUGCUGCUGGGUAGGGCUUUGCAGGGUGUCGGCUCUGCGGGUCUGAACAAUAUCAUUAUGAUUAUUCUUGCCGACAAGGUGUCCUUGAAGGAGAAUGCAAGGAAUAAGUCUAUAUUCACCAUCUUUGGAGGAGUGGGAUAUGCUGUGGGCCCGGUUAUCGGAGGGUAUCUUACUGAUAGCAAUUGGCGAUAUUGCUUCGUUGUGCCUAUUCCUAUUGCUGUCCUCAGCCACAUCAUGAUCUUUGUGCUGCUGCGGAAUGACCUUGUCGAAGGAACCAUGUUCAAGAAGGGCUCAAGAUGGUCCUCGAUACUCCCAGCACUUGCUACCAUAGAUCUUGGAGGAUCGAUCCUUUUCAUAUUUGGUGUUGGCCUCAUCAUCCUAGGCACUACAUGGGGUGGCGCCACUUACUCCUGGUCGUCUCCUCAGGUGCUGGCACCAUUGAUCAUCGGUGCAAUCUGCUUCAUCGCAUUCUUUGUGUACGAGUACCUCCUUGAACCAGGUAGAUUGUUCGCACGCAUCUUCCCGAAGCACGUGGCGAUGCUUCCAUACGGCCUUUUCGAACGAACAGACACAAUCUGGCUUGCCAUAGUGAACUUUUCCACUGGCGUAGGUUACUCUACCUCAAAGGCAGGCCUAGAACUCUUAUACUACAUCCCCGGACUAGGAGCAAUAUACUUUUGCAACGGCUUCCCUCGCCAAACCUUUUUUCCCCUCCUCAUGGGAGCAGUGCUUAGCACCGUCGGUCUCUCAGUAGUGGCUUACGCCAUCAGCGCACAAGAGACCAGCCUGCUAAGCGGAAUGCUGGUCAUCACCGGCGCUGGAGUCGGACUGCGCCUGAUGCCAUCCUCGCUCCACACAGUGGGCAUCUGGCCGGAGCGGAUAGCACCAGCGAUGUCUUUGAUGCAGGUCUCGCUUCCCUUUGGGGGCACGCUCGGCUUGACCAUCAUGACCAGUGUCUUCAAUAACAAGUUCGGCCGCUCCUCUGCCUUAAGGGGCCUAGAGGGGACGGGCAGCUCGCUGAACGUCCAUGAUACCGACUCGUUAGCAUUUCUCGACAAUCUGCCCGCAGCAGUGCAAGACAGCAUCCGCAUGGCUGCUAAGAAUGCCAUCAUGUGGGCAUUCAUCUCGAUCAUCCCCAUAGUAGGACUGAGUCUCUUAACGACUACAUUCAUGGGCAACGUCUGGGUAAACGUUCGAGGAAAGAACGACGGAGAGCACGUCGGGGAAGACGAUGGCGAGGGACGGAGCGAAGUCAUUCACGUUCCUUAUUUAUGGGCUCUUGCCAAGGGCACCAUAAACACCCACAAGCGCAUCAGCAAGCCCAUCUCAAGCAACACACAGCCACCAUCACCACUCCGUCAACCCACCCUACAACACAGCACAGCAUAG
Messenger RNA from Aspergillus niger, 1896 nucleotides. RefSeq lists its product as uncharacterized. Gene Ontology annotation, biological process: basic amino acid transport; transmembrane transport. The coding region runs from base 1 to 1896 and encodes 631 amino acids. Gene Ontology annotation, molecular function: basic amino acid transmembrane transporter activity. Lineage: Eukaryota; Fungi; Ascomycota; Eurotiomycetes; Eurotiales; Aspergillaceae. The transcript has 8 exons. Gene Ontology annotation, cellular component: fungal-type vacuole membrane. The record is from RefSeq and is a predicted model, not a curated record.